Trematosphaeria pertusa is the source of this 1490-nucleotide messenger RNA. Its product is annotated as tricarboxylate transport protein, mitochondrial precursor. Bases 262 to 1152 code for a protein of 296 amino acids. The transcript is spliced from 6 exons. Gene Ontology annotation, biological process: mitochondrial citrate transmembrane transport. The record is from RefSeq and is a predicted model, not a curated record. NCBI's taxonomy places the organism in Eukaryota, Fungi, Ascomycota, Dothideomycetes, Pleosporales, Trematosphaeriaceae.
CGGCUUGUGACGACUCUCGGAGCUUUACAGCUUUCUCCUGGGUGACCGCUCCAAGUACUUAUACCGGCGCAUGGGAUUGGAGCUUCUUCUGACUUUGGAGUUUUGUUUUCCAGUCCCUUCCGGCCUGUCCAUUUCCCGCGAAGAAGCUCCGAGUCAUUCAGUUCACGAGCACCGAUUGAAGCACGAGAUACCGCGGGAGCUCCGUUCCACGCGUAGAAGUUCGGUUUCUUUCGUGAAGAAAGCCCAUAGUGCUCAAUCGCCAUGGCUGCGACAACAACAGAGAAGAAGAAGAAGCCGAGUGCUCUGCGGUCAAUCAUAGCGGGCGCAACAGCUGGAGCAGUGGAGAUUUCAAUAACAUACCCCGCCGAAUUCGCGAAGACCAGAUCCCAACUCAACCGAAGAUUACCAGACGGAAAGAAGCUCCCAUGGCCGCCAUUCGGCAAGCAAUGGUACGCUGGCUGCACAACGCUGAUAAUCGGGAACUCGCUGAAGGCUGGGAUACGAUUCGUCGCAUUCGACAUGUACAAAGCGCUCCUCAUGGACGCUGAAGGCAGAGUCUCGGGCCCCGCAACCGUAAUAGCAGGCUUCGGAGCCGGCGCCACUGAAUCACUCCUCGCCGUGACACCCUUCGAGAGCAUAAAGACGCAACUCAUCGACGACCGUAAAUCUGCAAAUCCCCGCAUGCGAGGCUUCCUCCACGGCUCGAAGAUAAUAGCGCGGGAGAAGGGCAUACGGGGUUUCUUCCAAGGCUUUGUUCCGACAACUGCGCGACAAGCUGCCAAUUCUGCGGUGCGCUUCUCCAGCUAUACCGCACUAAGGCAGAUGGCACAAUCGUAUGUAGCGCCCGGCGAGAAGCUCGGUGCUGUAAGCACUUUCGGACUAGGCGGGAUGGCGGGCAUAAUAACGGUAUACACCACGAUGCCCAUCGACACAAUUAAAACGCGGAUGCAGUCGAUAGAAGCACGGAGCCUCUACAAGAACAGCUUCCACUGCACCGCUAAGAUAUUCAAGGAAGAAGGUCUUCUUACGUUCUGGUCUGGUGCGCUCCCACGGCUGGGGCGGCUCAUUCUCAGCGGCGGUAUUGUGUUUACCAUGUACGAGAAAUCAAUGGAGUUCAUGGAGAAGAUGGAUCCGGAGGGUCGAUAUAUAUGAUGUCGGACUCUCGGUCCUCCGUACUCGUUGGCCGCUCACCAUUUUCGAGCCGAACCACUACGUUUUACGAGCCAAGCGGAGCUGAGGCAGGUUACCAAGGGAGCAUAAUCUAGGGUACGUGGUAUUGUAAGAUAUAUCGUAAAUCAUACAACAGGCUGGAAGAGAAGGAAAGGGGAUAUCCAACGCUAUAACCCCGGGCGAUCAAUAAGCAAAUACCCUGCAUAGUUCAUAUUUGCCUCCGAUCUUGAGGACUGCCUUGAUUAGAUACCGCCCGAUUCCAAAGGCUUUUUCCCACCACCAGCUAUCUAGCCCUGUACAGGCAUUCGUACCAACAGACU